Daucus carota subsp. sativus is the source of this 1533-nucleotide messenger RNA. RefSeq names its product equilibrative nucleotide transporter 3. Gene Ontology annotation, molecular function: nucleoside transmembrane transporter activity. Gene Ontology annotation, biological process: nucleoside transmembrane transport. Gene Ontology annotation, cellular component: plasma membrane. NCBI's taxonomy places the organism in Eukaryota, Viridiplantae, Streptophyta, Magnoliopsida, Apiales, Apiaceae. The record is from RefSeq and is a predicted model, not a curated record. Bases 57 to 1301 code for a protein of 414 amino acids. The transcript is spliced from 9 exons.
GCCCACCUACAUGCAAAUUUCUCAUAUUCCAUACAAUCAUAAUCAUACUCGAGACCAUGGAAACUGGACUUCCAGCUGAUGAAACUCAAGUUAGGCUUCAGGGGAAGGGUAGUGCAAUGGCAGUGUCAUGGGUUCUCGGUGUUGGAGCACUAGCCUCGCGAAAUAGUAUUUUCACAAUAGGAGAUUACUACUACAAAUUGUUUCCAGAUUACCAUCCAGACCGAGUACUGACACUCGUAUACCAGACAUUAGCACUAUCAGCAAUGAUACUUUUCACUUACAAAGAAUCAAAGAUAAACACAAGGCGUCGCAACAUGUCUGGUUACAUCCUAUUCUUUCUAACUACUCUGGCACUUGUUCUGUUGGAUCUAAUUACAUCAGGGAAAGGGGGUACCCGAAAUUAUAUUGUCAUUUGUGUUUUUGUGGCUGCUUUUGGAGUAGCAGAUGCUCAUGUUCAAGGAGGCAUGGUAGGAGACCUAUCUUUGAUGUGCCCCGAGUUUGUCCAGUCCUUCUUUGGUGGAAUGGCUGCAUCAGGGGCCCUUACAUCUGCUCUCAGGUUAAUCACAAAAGCAGCAUUCGAAAAAUCAGACAGUGGUCUGCGGAAAGGAGCCAUCAUGUUUCUUGCCAUAUCUACUUUGUUGGAACUAGUUUGCAUAUAUCUUUAUGCAUACGUCUUCCCUAAUCUACCAGUUGUUAAAUAUUACCGCACAAAAGCUGCAUUAGAAGGAUCCAAGACUGUUUCAUCCGAUCUUGUGGCUGCUGGCAUCCAAACAAACGCAAGUGAACAGGAUGUUCUGAAACCGAGGGAGAGCCUGUGUAAAAAGGAAUUGCUCUUUCAGAAUAUUGAUUAUGCAGUUGAAAUAUUUCUUAUAUUUUUACUCAGUUUGUCAAUUUUCCCAGGAUUCCUCUAUGAAAACACUGGUAAACAUCAUUGGGGAUCAUGGUAUCCGCUAGUUCUCAUUGCAGUAUUUAAUUUGUGGGAUCUAAUUGGACGAUACAUCCCUCUGAAAAAUUCCAUCAAAAUGGAGAGUCGAAAAGGCCUUCUGCUUGCAACACUAUCUCGAUUUUUACUUGUCCCUGCAUUUCAUUUUACUGGAAAAUAUGGGAAUCCUGGGUUGAUGUUGUUUCUCGUUUUGUUCUUGGGAUUAAGUAAUGGUUAUCUAACUGUAUGUGUCAUGACAGUAGCUCCUAGAGGUUACAAGGGUCCAGAGCAAAAUGCAUUAGGAAAUUUACUAGUGUUAUGCCUUUUAGGAGGAAUAUUUGCAGGCGUGUCACUCGAUUGGCUAUGGCUUCUUGAUUGAAACAACUUUUGUUAUGGCGGAUUAAAACUCAUGAAUUAUAUUGCAAUAGAGAUAAAAGACUGUGCACAUGAUAAGAACAUUAAGUGUUAGACAAUUGGCUAUCUGAUCAGCAAGAACACUGUUAUUGUUUCCAUCAUUAUUCUAUAAGGAUUUUUCUAGUGUGUGCCUUCAAAAAUCCGUUGUAUAAAUUGUAUUUCAAAAUCAAUAUACUUACUCUCACCUUCAAACAUUG